AUGGAAGACGAGAAAGGGAAGAAGGUCUGCAACGACGAGGUGGUGGACAACAUCGUCUCCCAAGUCGUCGCGGGCUACGAGUCCACUUCCAACGCCAUUAUGUCUCCCCUUGCUCUUCACAAGCUGAGGGAGGAGAACGACGCUGUAAGUAGAGACAAGAAUGGUGGCUUCAUUUCCCUGGAUGACAUCCCUAGCAUGAAGUAUACUGCCAAGGAAGUGGCGUCCACCAUUGUUGACCGCCAGCCAGCCAGCCCCAGCCGAUCGGGCUGUAUGAUGAUCCACUCAGCUUCAACUCAGGCAGAUGGAACAUGCGAGCUGCUUAAUCCUAACGCUGAGGUCACAUACCUUCCCCACUCGAAACCGGUAGAUGGGGCUGCCAUGUCAUUUAGCAAACUGAACUCUGUUUAA
This is a messenger RNA of Miscanthus lutarioriparius, 408 nucleotides long. Lineage: Eukaryota; Viridiplantae; Streptophyta; Magnoliopsida; Poales; Poaceae. The record is from the annotation of a GenBank genome assembly.